Molecule: messenger RNA, 510 nt
Organism: Gongylonema pulchrum
Lineage: Eukaryota; Metazoa; Nematoda; Chromadorea; Rhabditida; Gongylonematidae
Source: the annotation of a GenBank genome assembly
AAUUCUGAGCAGCGAAAAAAAUUGGUGAAUCUUGUAAGCCUGGAUGGUGGUGGAGUAAGGGGCUUGAUACUGAUACAGAUUCUGCUGCACAUCGAACGAUUGUUGGGUCAUUCAAUUACGAAGUAUAUUCACUGGUUUGCCGGAACAAGUACAGGAGCCAUGAUCGCACUGGCGCUGGCCAAAGGAGAUUCGUUGCGAGAUUGUCAGAGCCUAUAUUUGAGGAUGAAGGAUGAAAUUUUUGUUGGCCGAAAACCAUAUUCCGAGAAGGUAAUUGAAGAAUUCCUGCGAAUACAUUUUGGCAAAAAAACAACCAUGGCGCAGUUGGGUCCGAAGAGGGUUGUGGUGACCGCAACGUCUGUACGAACGAAUCCGCCAAAACUGAGAUUAUUUCGUAACUACACUUUACCGUUGGGUAAAUCGGAGAACAUUGCACUGGGAUUUGAGGAUCCUUCGAAAUCUUUAGUUUGGAAAUGUGCUAGGUAUUCCAGGUAUGGUAUUUCAUUUUCAUGA